This is a messenger RNA of Benincasa hispida (wax gourd), 837 nucleotides long. Lineage: Eukaryota; Viridiplantae; Streptophyta; Magnoliopsida; Cucurbitales; Cucurbitaceae. The record is from RefSeq and is a predicted model, not a curated record.
AUGUUAUUUGUGAAAAAGAAGGAUGAGUCACUAUGCCUAUGCAUUGACUAUAGGGAGUUGAACAAAGCAACAAUCAAGAACAAGUACCCUUUUCCUAGGAUUGAUGACUUAUAUGGACAUUAUGAGUUCAUUGUAAUAUGGUUUGGCCUGAAAAACGCCCCGACAAUGUUUAUGGACCUAAUGAAUAAGGUAUUCAAGGAAUUUCUUGCCACUUUUGUGAUAGUUUUUAUGGACAUUAUCUUGGUUUACUCCAAUAUGGAGGUAGUGCAUGAGAGUUAUCUGCAAAAGGUUUUGGAGACUCUAAGGGCGAAUAAGUUAUAUGCCAAGUUUUCUAGAGUUUUGGUUGAGAAGUUGGUUUCUGCUCUAGUUCUUACAAUACUAGAUGGAUCAGGAAGUUUUGUUAUCUACAGUGAUGCCUCCAAGAAAGGUGAAGACCUUGAGACGGAAGCCAACAUGCUUCUUGCAACCUUUGAGCCUACCAGAGUGGAAAUGGAAAAAUAUGUCGAUGGAUUUCAUAGCAGGAUUACUACAGACAGCAAAGGACUGUUUGAUUUCAGCAUAACUUUUCACCCACAGACAGAUAGGCAAAUGGAGCAUUUGAGCGAAAAAUUAGAUGAUAUGCUACGCACUUGUGCAUUGGAGUUUUCAGGGAGUUGGAACUCUCACUUGCACUUGAUCGAGUUUGCUUAUAAUAACAAUUAUCAGGCUACUAUUGGCAUGUCACCAUUUGAGGCCCUAUAUGGGAAGGCUUAUAGAUCCUCUAUUUAUUGGGAUGAAGUUGGUGAACGGAAGUUGUUGGGGUCCGAACUAGUGCGGACUUCAAAUGAAGAAAUAUAG